This is a messenger RNA of Zootermopsis nevadensis, 3715 nucleotides long. The record is from RefSeq and is a predicted model, not a curated record. NCBI's taxonomy places the organism in Eukaryota, Metazoa, Arthropoda, Insecta, Blattodea, Termopsidae.
UGAGUGUAUUCUAAAUGUUAUGUAGAAUUAUAAUUUGUGAAUUUGAAAUUUGUUUAUAAUGCGAGCUAUUUAAAUUGUCGCCGAAAGAGUGAAAUAGUGGAUUUAUUUAAUUUAGAAGGGAAAUAGUCCUAACUAUAUUUCAUGUAUUCCGAGAAAUCAGCAUUUUGUUUGUGACAUUAAUGUCACGUGCUUCUGUUGACAUUUGAUUUGAAUUCUGUGGCCGAAGUAACCGUGUCAUUACACGAAUUGAGAGUACUGCUGUGUAAUAAUUGUAAUGUGCGAUUUUUAAUAUUUUUACAAAUACAACAGAUUUCUUCCGAAAAGACAGACAAUGCCAAUUAUGGAUUAAAACACCUAUAUAAGACCGGUAUCUUGAAACUUAAUCUGACGUUCGGGGACGGCAAUGCGUGGGGCGUCCUCGGCUCGUCUGAAGGCGUCCACCGGCUCCAGCAGCUCUCUGACGGCUAGACCUGCCCCGAGGACCACUACGAUACCCUGCAGACUUCGAGGCAGCAGGGGCAAGACCCUCCGCGUUGUGGGCCGAACGCCACCCGUUUCCACUGUCCUGAGACAGGGACCCGUGUCCGGGGGCGGCGGGAAGGGAGGCCACCAGAACGGCAAGACGGGGCCCACCCCUCAGCAACAACAGCCGUUGAAAGGAGCGGGAUCUGUCAGCAGUCUAGACAGCAAGCACCACAAAGUGUCUUCAUCCAGUAAGUCAACUGGUGGUGCCAUGCUUGAACAGCAGGAACUAGAACGCAUCACACACGAGAAGCUUGCCCUGGAAGCAAAGGUGGCUGAGCUCGCAGCGUACGAAAGUGAGGUGAUGGCUCUCCGCAGUGAAGUGCGGAAGCUGCAGGACCAGCGAGCGGACCUCGAGCAACUGACCGCAGAGAACGGUUCUCUACGAACUCGUCUGCACAAUGUGGCCCACUCGCCUCUCUCAGACUCUGAGAAGGAGCAGCUUCUGUUGGCCACUGCGGUUCGGCAGCACAGUUCGGCUCCUGCCUCCAUGAUGGCCGCAGAGUUACAGGGUGAUGGCACUCUGGCUGACACCUCGUGCUCUACUCCUGACUGGGAUAAACAGUCUAGCAGCAGUCUGAGCGAAGUGUCGGUGGCUUGUCUUCAGGACCGCAUCAUGCAGAUGGAGGAGACGCAUUACAGCACAAAUGAGGAGCUGCAGGCAACACUACAGGAGUUGGCAGACCUGCAGGUCCAGCUGACGGAGCUACAAGCUGACAAUGAAAGACUGACAGAAGAGAAGAGUGUGUUGUUGGAGUCAUUGUGCCGACAGACCGAGAAACUGGAGGACAGCCGCACCAAAGUGGACACACUGCAGGAACUGCUCCUGCAUCACGACCAGGCCGAGUGCUGCACGGAGCGCGAGCAGAAACUGGUUGAGCUGCUCAAGAGUGCACAGGAGGAGCGGGAAGUGCUACUGCUGAAACAAGAGGAGAUGAACAGUCAGCUCACAGAAUUGCGGCAGUCAGCCGACGUGCAGGGGGAAGAGGCAGGCCGGUUGACGGACAGAGUGCGUCUACUUGAAUCCACAGUGGAUGCCACCCAUGCCGAGCGCAAGCAGCUGGAUCAGGAAUUGGCCCUCGCAAAAGAAGAGAGCUCAUCUCGUAGCAUCGAGAUCAGCCGUCUCACCACUCUUCUCGACAAUGCCAGGGCAAAGAUUGAGGAACUCGAGCAGGCGCGAGAGCUCGGCGACAAGACGGAGCUGGACGAGCUGUUGGACAACGCCCGCAAGGAAAAGGAUGCGCUGGAGAGUCAGGCGGCCAUGCUGCAGGAGCAGCUGUCCCGCAGCCAGUGUGAGACUGCUCGCCUGCGGGACCAAGUCACGCACCUGCAGGAGGAGUGCAAGGUGAUGCGUAACAAUGCAAAGUCUGCUGUGAGCGAUCUGGAGUAUCAGUGUGGUGUGGUGCGGCAGGAGAAGCAGCAGCUGAGCGCAGAGUUGCAGGUCCUGCAGGAGUCCGUAGCCGAGCUUCAGGUGCAGUGCCAGUGCCAUCUGGAAGACAAGCGCCAACUGAAAGCUGUUCUGUCAGAGACACAACGGCAUCAGGGUGAUGUGGAGCGUAAGUUGGCAGAGCAGGAACGAGCGCUCGCCGAUGAGAAGAGGCUGCGGCAGGAAGAGAGCACUGAGUGGGGCCAGUUCCAGUCCGACUUGCUGAUGACUGUCCGCGUCGCCAACGAUUUCAAAACAGAGGCGCAGCAAGAGCUGGAAAAAUUGGUCCUUGAAAACAAGUGUCUGCGAGACAAACUGCGCGGCUUGGAGGCUCAGGUCGAGAAGCUGAAAGCAUCACAGAAACACCCACCCGUAGCGACUUCUGGCCCGCCCGUGCCUACGCAGUUUCCCGACUCCAGUAGCUCUCUCCUCACUUCAGUGCAGCAAGAAAUGGCAGCAGUAAGACGGCAGCACAAGGCCGGCGUCAGUCGCCAAGACAGCCGCCUCUCCGUAAAGUCUCUGAUCGAGAGCAUCGAGAAUGCUACGAAGCAGGCUAAGGCAGGCCCUGGCAGCCGCAGCAGCUCCACGUCGAGUCUAAGCAGCAUUGCCAGCGGAGCUCCCCCGACACCCACGUCCCCUCGGCGCCGGCUCACGUCUGAGCCUCUGGACGCUGCGACAAAGACCCCGCUGAGGGAGCAGCAACAGGCAAAUAACCAAGUAAACAACAAUGGUACCAACAGCAGCAGCAGUGGUGGCAACAAGCUGCAGCCCCUGCGGGGAAAGAAUGCACUCCCAGACAAGACGAGCGCGUCCCACGAUGAGGAUGUUUCUGCGCCGAGUCCGGUGUCCAUCCUCACAAGCAAGACCAUGGACUUUGUUCGCAGGAACAGCUACGGAGACUUAAGUGAACGGAAGGAUCCUCUGAGUGCCCUGGUGAAGAAUGGUGGCUCAAAACGCAACGCUUUGUUAAAGUGGUGCCAGAAUAAAACCAUUGGCUACCGCAACAUUGACAUCACCAAUUUCAGCAGCAGCUGGAAUGACGGACUUGCUCUCUGUGCCAUCCUGCACUCUUAUCUGCCCGAGAGGGUGCCUUACGACUCCCUCACCCCCAGCGAAAAGCGGCGCAACUUCACCAUCGCCUUCGCAGCGGCUGAAUCUGUUGGUAUUCCGACAACGCUGAAUGUGACGGACAUGAUACAGCUUGAACGCCCCGACUGGCAGCAGGUGAUGGCGUACGUGACAGCCAUUUACAAGCACUUUGAGACUUAAAGGACGGAAGGGUCAGUGCCUGCGCAUCUAGUCAGCAUUUGUUGCUGUGUACAAAUCCUAUUUAUUGCUUGAUAUUUUAGUUCCUACUCGUGUAAGCGGGGCUUUGUUUGUGUUCUAAAUCUGGUUGAAAUUGUGUCCUGUAUCCCGACUUCCGAUGUCUCUGAACUACAGUCAAUACUGUUCAGAAGUGUACAAAGCUGUGUACCACAUGAACGUGUGAAAUCAUUACUCAGGCGUUCGUCUGAUUCCGUCGUAAAAGGUUGUGUUGUUGAAGUCAGAUGUUACUUUGCGACCGACUGGUUAAGUGAAUGACUGCCCUAAUAUCGUGGAUGUGUGUGUGUGGUUUUUUCAAACAUCACGAAUGUUGCUGCCCAUUUGGAACCGCACCAUUCACAAAUUAAGCCCUGUGCGUAAGUGUAAGUGUGUAUACAUAUGUAUAAUAUGCAGUAUUGUAGUGCUGUCACUUCUGUAAGCAAUAAACUUGUACAUUUAUACUCA